Trichomonas vaginalis G3 is the source of this 603-nucleotide messenger RNA. RefSeq names its product ribonuclease inhibitor domain-containing protein. NCBI's taxonomy places the organism in Eukaryota, Parabasalia, Trichomonadida, Trichomonadidae. The coding region runs from base 1 to 603 and encodes 200 amino acids. The transcript has a single exon. The record is from RefSeq and is a predicted model, not a curated record.
AUGGAUACCUACUAUAUGUUAGGCACUGGUGUUACAGGAGAUAUGCAUAAUGCUGAUCCAGAUGACACUUGUGAAAAUUUAAUAAUUAAAAAUGAAAUUGGAAAUAUUCCUGUAACAUGUGUUGGUAUUAAUGCAUUUACAGGUCAUUCAUGUUUGAAAACUGUAUAUAUCCCAAACACUAUAGUUUAUCUAGGCUUCGAUUGUUUUGCAUAUAUUUCUACUUUGAAAACAGUUAUUUUUGAAGAAAGAUAUAAUACAUCGCUUGAAUUCGAUCAAGGUGUAUUUUAUCAAGAUACUAUGAAUAUAAUUCGAUUUCCAAGUAAAAUUUCAUCAUCAAAAUAUCAUGUUUUAUCAAAAUCUAAGAUAGAAAAAGUUAUAUAUUGCGGAAUGGAUAAAAUAGAUGCAGAUUGGUUUGAAGAUAUAUCGCCACCAACUGUUUUUGUUCAUUAUCUUUAUCCUUAUAAUAAAUUUGCAAAUGAUCCACAUCUUGUUCGUACACAAGAGUGCGGCUUAUACACAAAGUGUUUAGUACAUUCCAUUAUGUAUGUUCCAUUCCCAUUUUUUUGCAUUUUAUCUUCUUUACUUACAAUCAACAUUUGCUAA